This is a messenger RNA of Hemiscyllium ocellatum (epaulette shark), 604 nucleotides long. Its product is annotated as small ribosomal subunit protein eS27. Gene Ontology annotation, molecular function: RNA binding; structural constituent of ribosome. The record is from RefSeq and is a predicted model, not a curated record. Gene Ontology annotation, biological process: translation; ribosomal small subunit assembly. NCBI's taxonomy places the organism in Eukaryota, Metazoa, Chordata, Chondrichthyes, Orectolobiformes, Hemiscylliidae. Bases 93 to 347 code for a protein of 84 amino acids. The transcript is spliced from 4 exons. Gene Ontology annotation, cellular component: ribosome; cytosolic small ribosomal subunit.
CCUGCGCCGUCCCGAGGGGGUGGGGACCCCGUUAUAUCCGGGUCCCCGGGCCAGCCUCCUUCCUUUUCCACGCCGGCGCUUCCACGCUCAACAUGCCUUUGGCGAAAGAUCUACUACAUCCCUCUCCUGAGGAGGAGAAGAGGAAACACAAGAAGAAACGUUUGGUGCAAAGCCCCAACUCGUACUUCAUGGAUGUCAAAUGCCCUGGUUGCUAUAAAAUCACUACAGUGUUCAGCCACGCACAGACUGUCGUACUAUGUGUCGGAUGCUCCACUGUACUUUGCCAGCCCACUGGUGGAAAGGCCAGGCUAACAGAAGGCUGUUCCUUCAGGAGAAAGCAGCACUAAAAUGAAAGUUGGCAUCUCUGGACAGGUGAGCCUACCUGCACCGCUGAGCAUCAGGAUGCUGGCUAAGGAAUACUGAUUCACUUCCCUGAGAUCUCGAUGGUAGGAGGAAAGAAAUGUAGCGGGAGGUGGGGGGGGAGGGGGGACGGCUGUCAUCGCUGUCCCUUAGCCUUACCCAUCUGAUUGAUGUCAACCUUUUUGGACCUUCUGGUGGUAUUGGGUUAUUUGUUAAGAAUUGUCAAAUAAAAUGUUGUAACAUC